Messenger RNA from Daphnia carinata, 2356 nucleotides. It is a transcript of the gene RhoGAP54D, whose product is annotated as rho GTPase-activating protein 19-like. The record is from RefSeq and is a predicted model, not a curated record. Lineage: Eukaryota; Metazoa; Arthropoda; Branchiopoda; Diplostraca; Daphniidae. Gene Ontology annotation, biological process: signal transduction; regulation of small GTPase mediated signal transduction. Gene Ontology annotation, cellular component: cytoplasm. The transcript is spliced from 8 exons. The coding region runs from base 146 to 2173 and encodes 675 amino acids. Gene Ontology annotation, molecular function: GTPase activator activity.
GAAGACACUGACAACCGAAAACGGUGCAGGUAAACGGCUGUAUCAAUUGCUAACAAACAUGUUUGGAUUCUAACAAAAGUUUAAACCACGAAAAAGUUUUGUAUUGUGAAACUAACUGAAAAAUAUAUACUAACUGACAACAAAGAUGGACGCGGACGAGUCCUUAGUGAAAAAGCUGAGAAAUGAGUUGCCUGACCAGUUUACCUCCCUUGUCAAGAUGCACUUGUCCUUUUGCCUGGAUCAAUCCACAGAUGAAGUUGACUGUUUGACUCCUCAAAGUAAGAUAUCUGACAAAAAAUCCAUUGCGAGCAUCAAAAAGACACGCUUGCCAAAGCAACAAGGCAUGGUGGAAGGAAUAAAACAUGCUUCACAAAUUCAUCAGCUUAUAGAUUACUUGUCGAAACCAUCAAGCUUAGUUCAAGAAGGUCUAUUUAGAAGGAAUGGAAAAAUAAAGCAACAACAAGAAUUAAUGAAUCUAGUAAAGGAAAAAAAAGCUUCUGAAAUAACUUCAUUGCUUGAGUCUAAUGCAUAUUCAGUACAUGAAGUAGCUACAGUGCUGAAAAAUUUAUUAGCAGAUAUGCCAGAACCUUUGUUGAUCGAAAGCUAUUACCCAUUCCACUGCUGCCUUGCCAAACUAAAUCAUCAGGAAAGGCAAAUUAAAGGGUGUCAAUUACUUGUUCUUCUCUUGCCAAAUGAGAACGCAGCGAUCCUCCGCCGGCUUCUGACUAUGUUGCACGAAGUUUCGUUGCAUGAAGAUACUAACAAAAUGAAUGCCAUGAAUCUGGGUAUCGUUUUGGCCCCGCACAUUUUAUGUCCACGAAAAAUGUCGGCUGAAGAUCUGACAUCAAACGCUUCGUCUUUGGCGCAUAUUGUCUCGUUCAUGAUUGAGAGAGCAAAAGUUUUGUUUGACUUACCACCUGAAUUUGUCUCAGACGUUCGCCUCCACUUCAAGCGGGACAACGAGGAAGAUUCUUCGAGUACGUCUUCCACGCCACCCGUUAAAACCACCAUUACCUUUGUGGAUAGGGAAAUGACUGCCAAAGUUGUGGCAGAGGUUGGGCUUGACCCUACUGAAGCGGCUUUAGCUGAGUUGUAUGCUUAUGUCCAGUCCCAGCCAGAAUCUGAGAUUAAGAAAAAGUGGGUUCACAAGUUCAACAAAGAAAAUGGCUGUGGAACGCCAAAGGUUAUCUUAAAUUCAAGUAUCAGUGACGCGUGUGCCAAGAAUUGCAAAAAUUUAUCACAGUCUAUACGAAAACAUCUUUUUAACGGAGCUGGCGUGUCCCCGAAACGACGACGAUCGAAAUCCACAACUCGUGCUCAUGCACUUUGUUACUCCGGUGAAACUUCCCCACCCGUUCCCGAAUCGACGGCUUCGAGUGACGACUGUAAAUCACCUAGCUUAAAGUCUGGUAGACUAUACCACAGCAGUCGCCGGAGCCUGCUGGAAUCUACCCCUACGUCAUCAGAUUUCAUUCGACACCCAGCUUUUACCAAACAAGCUAACAGUGUUGGUUCACAUCCACUGGGAGCUUUACAUUCUGAUUUGACCAAAGAGAGCAAUAUUCAUCAAGACCAGGUCAUUUCUCCCUUGACCCAAUCUGCUCAGCGCUUCCCAUACUAUGUCAGAGACUCCAUUAUGACUCCGCGCUGCCGGAAGCCUGUAUUUACGUUCUCUCCAAUUGAUGAGCCUGCCGACGAUCUCGUACCGAACUCGGAUGCUCUGCAAUUAGCUAAUAUGAAUCUGAUUCAUCCUCCAUCAUCCAUACAGGACACUAAUCAAAUCACCAAUAAAUCAACGUGUUCUUCGUCAGACAAGGAAAAUUCAGCAGAGAUUUCAGAUGAUUCUGACAUAAGCCUGACAGACGACUCAGAAAAUUCGAUUAUCUCUGGAUGCGCUUUUAUCAAAGAAAGCCGAGGGCAGUUGACUUCACCUUUCAAGAAAUACUUAAUGAAUCGCGAAAUGCAGGUUUUUGACGAAUCUGGCCUAGACGGAGAUGACGCAGAAUUGUCAAGAACUGGCCCGUCACUUUUGGGGUCUGAGAAAGCAAUCUCCGAGUCACUGCUGGAAUUCUUGGAUGGAAAUGGACAAGAUUCAGACAGUUAUCCUCACUCGUCUCCAUCACGCCCAUCUCCACCCAUGACCAAGAGUAUUUUAUUUGAAACAUCUCUCUAGAGAAACACACUUCAUUAUUUUCUGAUUUUCCCCAUCUAGAUACAACCGACUUUUAAAUCCUUCAAAUGCCUGUCCUUUUAUAAAAAAAACAUCUGUUAGCCAGAUUAACACGUAGUAGUGAUUGAUUCUUUUCGUUUUUAAAUCAGAAAAAACGAUAUUUCCAAUAAAAAUGUUGAACGUUGA